GUUUGUGGCCCGCGCGUCCAUCUUGGUGUAUUAAAAGUCAGGAAUGAAUGAAUGAAUCGAUUCCACGAUAGUUUGAGUUUGAGGUUUAAUCCCCGAUUAACGAUCUUGGUCCCGCCGAGUAAUCAAUAAAGAAAAUGGCUCACGAGUCAUUCACAGAUUCGACUACUACCACUAGUACGCCAGAUCCAUCUCUUUCUAAGAGCCGCCUCAACGCUCAGGCACCUGCGUUUGUGCCCACUCCGCGGAACGCUAAGGCACCUGCGUUUGUUCCCACUCCACGGACCGAUUUGCUGCAGCACCCCAGACUAGUAGUUUUCUCGCCGCCGCCACCCCCAUCUGUCCGCCAUCAUCACCCCCAGCCUUCUUCCAAAACCAACGAAGCUGAUCAGAAAAUUCUCAAUCAGGUGGAGUAUUAUUUUAGUGAUUUAAACUUAGCUACUACCGAUCAUUUGAUCAGGUUCAUCAACAAAGACCCAGAAGGCUUUGUGCCAAUAUCUGUUGUUGCAUCUUUCAAGAAGAUUAAGUCCCUCAUAACCACCCACUCUCAACUUGCUAAUGUUUUGAAGAACUCGUCAAAACUUCUAGUUAGUGAAGAUGGAAAGAAAAUCAAACGCCACUAUUCCCUAACAGAGUCUGAUAUUCAAGAGCUACAAUCUCGCAUUGUUAUAGCUGAAAAUCUACCUGAGGAUCAUUGCCAUCAGAAUCUUUUGAAGCUUUUUUCUUCUGUUGGAAGUGUGAAGACUAUCCGUACCUGUCCACCUCAAAUCUCCAAUAAUGGGACUUCUUCUGCUUCAAGAUUAGGAAAAAUUGACGGCAUACCUUUAUAUAACAAGUUGCAUGCAUUUGUUGAAUAUGAAUCUGUCGAGCUGGCUGAGAGAGCGGUCGCUGAACUAAAUGAUGAGAGAAAUUGGCGGAGUGGCCUCCGGGUUCGUUUAAUGCUUAGACACACGUCAAAACUUACUCAAGGACGGGGAGGGAAGGGACUUGAUGUUGAAGUUAGCUGUGAGGGGGAUUAUGCUUCUGUGUCAGAGCCACAGACAAUUGAGAAAGAAUUAGAGGAUGCUUCCUUUCCUGAUACUCUGGUGCAUGAACAUGUGCAGGGAGAAGAGGCUAGUUAUGAGAAAGAGAGCGGACAGAAGAAGGGGGGGCGUAGUCGGGUGCGGGCUAAGGGACGUGGGCGAGCUCAUUGUCAUCAAAAUAAUCGUGUAAAUCACUUGGGAACUCUCCCUUCAAAUAAUUCAUUUUUGAGUGAUGCCAAGCAACCUCCGGGUCCCCGCAUGCCAGAUGGUACUAGAGGAUUUUCAAUGGGUAGAGGGAAGCCAGUAGCUGUUAAUAUAGCAUAAUUUUGUUUGCUGAACAAGUUAACGUUGGAACGGUAGCUGUGAUAGUACUAGUACUACUAAGAGGCCUGCGCCAAUUCUCAAACAGAUAGAUAUUUUCUUUUUA
Vicia villosa (hairy vetch) is the source of this 1446-nucleotide messenger RNA. Its product is annotated as la-related protein 6B. Gene Ontology annotation, cellular component: nucleus. Gene Ontology annotation, biological process: RNA processing. The transcript is spliced from 10 exons. Gene Ontology annotation, molecular function: mRNA binding. The record is from RefSeq and is a predicted model, not a curated record. Lineage: Eukaryota; Viridiplantae; Streptophyta; Magnoliopsida; Fabales; Fabaceae. The coding region runs from base 135 to 1343 and encodes 402 amino acids.